Messenger RNA from Aphanomyces invadans, 1494 nucleotides. RefSeq lists its product as hypothetical. The transcript has a single exon. The record is from RefSeq and is a predicted model, not a curated record. Gene Ontology annotation, molecular function: cysteine-type endopeptidase activity. Bases 193 to 1494 code for a protein of 433 amino acids. Gene Ontology annotation, cellular component: lysosome. Lineage: Eukaryota; Oomycota; Saprolegniomycetes; Saprolegniales; Verrucalvaceae.
CGAACGUCGACUCCACGGUGCGAUACAGGCCGACAACCCCAAGCAACUGCACAGCAUCAACCAGGAUUAACCAGGCUCUGAGGCAUCCAAGCGGCGCUGUCGUCGCUACCCUCGAAACGUUCCAAGAUGCAUUGGUUGAUUCCUGUGAACAAGAGUCACUUUUGAAUUCGCAUUCAACUCCUCUCGACUCCAAUGAAGUUGUUUGUUGCCCUCGUCGCUGCGUCCGCUGCCGCCUCCAAGCAGUUCGUGAGCACCCUCUCGGCGGAGGAGCGCUCCGUGCUCCGCGCCGAACUCGCCGCGUGGCGCAAAGAGUUUGAACCUGCCGCCGCGGCGCAGGGCGUGUUGCCCCAAGCCAUGAUGAGCAUGUCCCCCCACGAUGCCGAAGACGACGCGCUCCAGCGGUUCUACGACAACAAGCUCGCGAUCGAAGAGGCUCGUCGCAACAACCCCGAAGCCACGUUCGACUACAACAACCCGUUUGCUCUCAUGACGCAAGCUGAGUUCAACAAGUUCGUGGAGGGCAUGUCCCUGCAGGAAAGCCGCAGUGCGUUCCGCUCGCUCCCCGAGGCCGAUUUGAACGUGAGCAGCGUCAAGGCGGCGUCGGUGGACUGGACUACCAACAAGUGCGUCAACCCCGUGAUUGGCAGCCAAGGCUUGUGCAACACGGGCUAUGUCUUCGCGGCAGUAGGUGCCGCCGAGAUGGCGCACUGCCUCGUGACGGGAAAGCGCCUCGACCUGUCCGAGCAGCAAGUGACGAGCUGCUCCACCGAGUAUGGUACCGCGGGGUGCUACGGCGGGUUGCCGCAGGGCGCCAUGACGUACUUGUCGAAGGAUGGGCUCUGCUUGGAGAGCGACUACCCGUACGUGUCGGGCCUCAUCGGUCUAACUGGCACGUGCCAGAGUCACUCGUGUACCAAGCAGAAGCUCAGCAUCGGCGCGACAGUCUACACGUGGAGCGAGGAGGCGCUGGACACGGCGCUCAACACGCAGCCUGUGGCGGUGUCAGUUGAAGCGGGCAACAUCGAUUGGAAAAACUACCGCGAGGGUGUGAUCACGCAUUGCCCUGGGUCGAGCUCAGACCACGCCGUCGUCGCCGUGGGCUAUGACGAGAAGUCGUACAAGCUCCGCAACUCGUGGGGCGACACAUGGGGCGAACGCGGCUACAUCCGGCUCCAGCGCGGUGUGGGGGGCAGAGGCAUGUGCAACGUCGCCGAAAACAUCGUGUACCCCAAGAUCAAUCGUACCCCGGCGCCUCCUCGUCCUGCUCAGUGCGGCAGUUGCACUGGGUGCUUCUAUCCCUUCACGAGAGAGUGUUUGUCCCACGGCAAGGACUACUGCGACAGCAACAGUGCUUCGUAUGGCAUGAUUUGGUGUGGUGCCAAGCCAUCUUCGAUCACUGCCACCGAGUCGACGGCAACCAUGCCUACGGGUACCCCGUAUCCGACUACCACCAAGGCCUCGCGUACCACGACCGAGCCUAAACUUUCCGCCUAG